Panicum virgatum (switchgrass) is the source of this 970-nucleotide messenger RNA. Its product is annotated as auxin-responsive protein SAUR36-like. NCBI's taxonomy places the organism in Eukaryota, Viridiplantae, Streptophyta, Magnoliopsida, Poales, Poaceae. The coding region runs from base 509 to 916 and encodes 135 amino acids. Gene Ontology annotation, biological process: response to auxin. The record is from RefSeq and is a predicted model, not a curated record. The transcript has a single exon.
UUGGCAGGGGACAAGGCCAUGAUCUUGGACGUGCGUACAUUUUGGCUCAGACAUUUGAAGAGGCCAAAACUGAUCAUGACAUGUUGGACCCAAUGUUUAUGUGGUCCUCAUGAGGAAUGCUCGACAGCACGGGCAAGUCAGUAUGUCAGCACAUUGAGGAUACCCUAGUGGGGCAAAACACUGAAACUAUUGGUUCCAGCAGUGCCAAACAGAUGGACCAGAUUAAUCUAAUCAAGAUCACACUGCUUCUUCCUGCAACAAUGCAUGUUCUGAAAUCAUGGCCUUGUCUCCUGCCAGCCAGAUGAGCUGAUAGCUGCACUUAACCACAUGCUUCUAUUUGCUAUCGCAUAUAAAUCCAUCACCUUAGCGCCAAUACUUCAUCGGUCCAUGAACAAGCUAAGCACCACACCUAGAGCUGAACAUCACCUGAUACAAGCUGAGCUUCUCUGAACUUUCAGACAAGGCAGACACCGAAUCAGCCAUGAUCAGUGCCAAGUGACUCGCUCAGAUGGCAAGAAAGUGGCAAAGAAAGGCCGCUCUGACGAGGAAGAGGCUCAUGCCCACCGUGGCGAAAGAGACUGACGGAUCAUUGUGCAGCACGUUGUCGGUGGCCAGUAGGGGCCACUGCAUCGUGUACUCAGCUGAUGGCAGGCGGUUUGAGGUCCCGCGGACGUACCUUGGCUCAAUGGUUUUAUGUGAACUCCUAAGCAUGUCACAGGAGGAGUUCGCGUUUGCAGGCAAUGAGUGCAAGAUCAUGCUGCCCUGCGACGCUGUGGUGAUGGAGUAUGUGAUGUGCUUGCUUAGGAAAGAGGACCCUGAAGAGGUUGAAAGAGCGUUCCUGAGCUCCAUGCCGAGGCCUUACCACUGUGGAAAUGGCCUGACGCAGCCCAUGGGACUUGAUGUUCCUAGCUUUUGAAGAUUAGUACUAAACAGCUAGAGCUAGCAUCUGUUCCCGUUUUGAUUCUUUCUU